Molecule: messenger RNA, 1725 nt
Organism: Thelazia callipaeda (thelaziosis nematode)
Lineage: Eukaryota; Metazoa; Nematoda; Chromadorea; Rhabditida; Thelaziidae
Source: the annotation of a GenBank genome assembly
AUGUGGUCGUCGUCUGCGCAACAAGAGCAUCAGCCUAGGAUGUAUCAACAGCUUGCUCUAGAUGAAGUAUGGGUUGUGCCUGGUGAGAUUCGGAAGUCUUUUCUUCAGGAUGAAUUAAAUUGGACUCGACUUGAAACAAACGCAUAUCUGAAUUGGUACGUGUCCGGACCCUUGAAGCGUAAUGCAAAAGUGAUGCUUGCAAAUGGAUAUGUAUGUAAUGCACCGGCAUCUUUGCUUGCAGCAUUUUCCAGUGUAUUAUGCAAAUUAAUUAUGGCACAGGUAUAUCAAAACAGUAGUAGUCUCAAGGGAAAAUAUAUAACUGAUGAACAUUAUAAGCAACAACAACAACCUUCAAACAAGGAACUUGUAAUACAUCUCAAUGAUAUGCCAAAUUUAAGCAACGCUGGCCUUUAUAAUGUCAUAUGUUUCAUUCAAAAUGGACAGAUCAAAUUUUUAGAAACUGAAUUGGAGAAUAUUUUAAGCGCUGCUAAUGAUCUUGACGUUACUGGACUGGUGUGUCUAAUUUGCGAGGAAAUGGUUUCACGUAUCAAAGAAAAGUCAUCAACUGCAAUUCCUUUGUUGUAUGUUGCUGUUGCAUGCUUACCACCGUCAGUUUCAUUUUUUUUACAGUUACAUUUUUUGAGCACAAACAUAUUUAAUAACUGUUCGCAGUAUCGUAACAUUGUAAUCGACGCUGUAGCAAUGAAAUUUGAUGAAAUUCUUAUCCAUUCAGAAUUUAAAAAGCUAUCCUUCGAAAUGCUUUAUGCACUAACUUCUGCACCGAAAUUACAAGAACCUGAAUGGGUAAUCGAAACUUAUGGUGCAAUUAUUUACUGGCUCCGAAACAACAUGGAUCAGUUUUAUGCAGCUUCGUCACUGCUUGAUAACGUGAACUUCAAAGCGAUCAAUAUAGCCAGACAUCGUCAAGAAAUAAUGCGUAGAGCAGUAGAAAUACCGGACUUGAAGCCUACAGUUCAGAUCUUCUUGAUGGAUUCAUUAUAUGCUCAAUUCUCAGAAUGUCUAGCAGAUGUUUCAAGUGAGAAAAGCAAUCUGAUGCCAUCCUCUGCAUACACAAUCUCAAAUGCAGAAACGGUAAAUCUACCAAGCUCAUUAAGAGGUACCAAAAGAAUGGUAGUGUCAUCGGUUGGCUCAUUUAACAUUCCACAACUUGACUCCAUAUUCAGCCGAACGGAAAGUACGGAUUCCAGUACACCACAAUCAUUAGACCGAAAAUGGUAUCCGGAGCGAAUCCUACAAAGCAGCGAUACAAGUUCCUACCAAAGUGAGAAGAAAGACACUUCGGGUGUCGCCACAACAGCAGCAGCGACAGAAGUGAAAACAAAUCUCAGUGACUCUGGAAAAGUAGUUCGCUCCCAUCUUACGACUGGUCCCGAUCAAAUUUCCAGUCAUGGAAGUCCAAUGGAAUCAGUUCAGUCGGUUAUGCCUUCAUUAAAUGGCCAAAAUGCUCAAAAGCAGGAAAUUAUUCCGUCAGCAGUUGAAUUCAAAAGUGCACAAGAUUCGUACUUGUCGGCUGCUAGCAGUCAGCAGGGACCUAGCUCGAUUCAAAAACUAAAUGCGACUCAAAAAAGUCGUAGCAAUGAAUCGGCUACAAGCUCACGGCCUCGCCGCAAAUUUGAGCAAAUACCCCUGCGUACCGAACCACCAAAAAGUCAUAAAGAAUUACGUAAGGAGCGUCAAGCACGGGAAAGAGCCAGUAAAAUGUGA